Molecule: messenger RNA, 2130 nt
Organism: Poecile atricapillus (Black-capped chickadee)
Lineage: Eukaryota; Metazoa; Chordata; Aves; Passeriformes; Paridae
Gene: TCF7
Product: transcription factor 7
Exons: 11
Coding region: 534-1928 (464 amino acids)
Biological process (GO): canonical Wnt signaling pathway; regulation of transcription by RNA polymerase II
Cellular component (GO): beta-catenin-TCF complex
Molecular function (GO): DNA-binding transcription factor activity, RNA polymerase II-specific; RNA polymerase II cis-regulatory region sequence-specific DNA binding
Source: RefSeq, a predicted model, not a curated record
GCUCGCAGUCGGACCGGGCGCUCCGAGCUCCGCCAGCCGCUGGCGCCCGCUGCUCCAGCCAAACUUGCCGGGGCUCGGAGGGCGGGGGGCGGCGGCGGCACGGGGGGGCCCGUGGAGCCCGGCAUCCCGCGACGCCUGCCCGCCCGCCCGCAGCCGGCCGAGCCCCCCGCGACCGCCGGAGCGGGGAGGGAACAAGGGGGGGGCAAAGAAAAGAGUGACGAGGGAAAAACAAUUCUAAUUUUUUUUUUUUUUUUUUUUCUAAAGGAAGGAUUUAAAGGGAAUUUGGAAAAGGGGAACAAAAUUAAAGGAAAAAAAAAAAGUUUAAAAGUUCAAAGGAAAGGAGGAAAAAACUUUCAAAAGAAAAAAAUUCAAGAGGGAGCUAUUUUUUAUUUUUAAUUUUUUUUUUUAAGAGGAGGAUAAAAAAAAAUAAUUGAGGGAGAGAAAAAAAAUCAUAAUUGCGAAGGGCUUGAUCCGGGAGAACAAUACUCGCCGGGAAAGUUACUGCGCGGCGGGGAGGGAGCGGCGGGAGUAAAAUGCCGCAGCUGGGCAGCGGCGGCGGGGACGACCUGGGCGCCACGGACGAGAUGCUGGCCUUCAAGGACGAGGGCGAGCAGGAGGAGAAGAUCCCCGAGAACGCCUUCACCGAGCGCGACCUGGCCGACCUCAAGUCCUCGCUGGUGAACGAGUCCGAGGGCAGCGGCAGCCCGGCCGCCGCCGAUGGCGAGGCCCUCCGGAGAGUGCAGGAUCCGCAGAGGGUGUACCAGGAGAAGCUCCCGGACCACAUGGAUGAUGGUAUGAAACAUCAGGACCCAGGGAUGUAUAAAGGAUCUGCCUAUUCUGGUUACCCUUUCCUGAUGCUCUCAGAUCCGUAUCUGCCCAAUGGAUCUAUGUCACCUCUGUCCAACAAAGUUCCCGUUGUGCAGCCGUCGCACGGAGUGCACCCGCUCACCCCACUCAUCCCGUACAGCAACGACCAUUUCAGCCACGGCUCCCACUCACCCCACUUGCCCGCUGACAUCAACCAGAAACAAGGAGUGCACCGUCCUUCCCAGACCUCAGACAUCCCUGGUUUCUACCCCCUGCCCCCCGGUGGAGUCGGCCAGAUCACGCCGUCGAUGGGAUGGUUCACCCACCCACUGAUGCUGGGCUCUGGCAUGCACACCACCGGCAUCCCGCACCCCGCCAUCGUGCCCCACUCCGGCAAGCAAGAGAUGGAGCACUACGACCGAAACAUGAAACCUCAACCAGAACCAAAGAGAGAGAAGGAAGCAAAGAAGCCCACUAUUAAGAAGCCCCUGAACGCUUUCAUGUUGUAUAUGAAAGAAAUGCGGGCAAAAGUCAUCGCUGAGUGCACCCUGAAAGAGAGUGCUGCCAUCAACCAGAUCUUGGGAAGGAGGUGGCACGCGCUGUCCCGCGAGGAACAAGCCAAGUACUACGAACUGGCUCGCAAGGAACGGCAGCUCCACAUGCAGCUCUACCCCGGCUGGUCUGCCAGAGACAACUACGGGAAAAAGAAGAGACGAACACGGGAAAAGCAGCAAGAUUCCAACUCAGAUCCUGCCUCUCCUAAGAAAUGCAGAGCUCGCUUUGGCCUCAACCAACAAAUGGACUGGUGCGGCCCGUGCAGGAGGAAAAAGAAGUGCAUUCGGUACCUACAAGGAGAAGGACGCUGUGCCAGCCCAGUUUCUUCCGAUGGAAGUGCUAUAGACUCCCCUCCAUCCCCACCGGACGCACUCCGAUGCAUCCCCUCUGCCUUCCCGUCAGAGCAGCUCGCAGCCCCCGCCGACCCCGCACACCGCGACCAGCCCGACCCCUGCCCCAUGUCCGCGCACCUCCCGCCCGCCUCCGGCCCCUCCAGACCCGGCGCCCGGCGCUCCCCGGCUCCAGCCGCGCCCCCCGCUUACAGCCGCGCCUCCUCGGGGACAUAGUCCCUCGCCACCGCUGGCCACAGCGGGCACUCCGCUCGCCCACCUGGUUCCGCUGCCCCUGGACGAGGACCAGAGGCCCAGCCAAAUCCCCACUUUACUGUAAAAUAUGCAAAGUUUGGCGACAGGAUGACUUAAGGAUGAUGGAAAACUCACUUGGUUGGGGUUUUUGGAGGGGAGGGGUGAUAAAGAUAGUAAAGCAAUU